Molecule: messenger RNA, 546 nt
Organism: Eupeodes corollae
Lineage: Eukaryota; Metazoa; Arthropoda; Insecta; Diptera; Syrphidae
Exons: 1
Coding region: 1-546 (181 amino acids)
Source: RefSeq, a predicted model, not a curated record
AUGAAAGAUUUUGGAGAAGCUAAAUUUGUGCUUGGUAUGCAAAUAACUCGCGAUCGAGAAAAAGGAAAGUUAUGGAUAGAUCAACAUACAUACUUAAAGAAUAUUCUCAAGCGAUUCAACAUGGAGGAUUGUAAUCCGGUAUCCACACCCUUUGAUACUAACCAAAGGCUUAUAAAAGAAACACAUCAACAAAGCAAACACGAAACUGAUUACAUGAAAACCGUUCCAUAUCAAGAAGCUAUUGGAAGCAUUUUAUAUGCAGCACAAGUAAGUCGACCAGAUUUUUCCUUUGCAGUGGGGUCUUUAUCAAGAUUUAAUAAUAAUCCUUCAAAAUCUCAUUGGAUAGCGGUUAAACGACUUUUCCGUUAUAUAAAAGAAACAAUAAAUUACAAGCUAGAAUACACUCGAGGCAUUGAACGAUGUUUAGAAGGAUUUUCGGAUGCUAGUGACUCAGAUGACAGAAAAUCAACUACAGUUUAUCUUUUUAAAUACCAAGGAGGACCUAUUUCGCUCUCUCCACCACAGAGGCUGAGUAUAUGGCCUUAG